This is a messenger RNA of Staurois parvus, 315 nucleotides long. The record is from the annotation of a GenBank genome assembly. Lineage: Eukaryota; Metazoa; Chordata; Amphibia; Anura; Ranidae.
CAGAGACUGCGGACACAGUACAGGGGAUGACCAGAGACUGCGGACACAGUACAGGGAUGACCAGAGACUGCGGACACAGUACAGGGGAUGACCAGAGACUGCGGACACAGUACAGGAGAUGACCAGAGACUGCGGACACAGUACAGGGAUGACCAGAGACUGCGUGGACACAGUACAGGAGAUGACCAGAGACUGCGGACACAGUACAGGGAUGACCAGAGACUGCGGACACAGUACAGGGAUGACCAGAGACUGCGGACAGUACAGGAGAUGACCAGAGACUGCGGACACAGUACAGGAGAUGACCAGAGACUG